This is a messenger RNA of Melanotaenia boesemani (Boeseman's rainbowfish), 3397 nucleotides long. RefSeq names its product neuronal membrane glycoprotein M6-b-like. The record is from RefSeq and is a predicted model, not a curated record. Lineage: Eukaryota; Metazoa; Chordata; Actinopteri; Atheriniformes; Melanotaeniidae. The transcript is spliced from 7 exons. The coding region runs from base 84 to 962 and encodes 292 amino acids. Gene Ontology annotation, molecular function: structural constituent of myelin sheath. Gene Ontology annotation, biological process: axon development; central nervous system myelination. Gene Ontology annotation, cellular component: plasma membrane; myelin sheath.
GCAUCAAGUCACCAGACAGGCUCCAGCGUCCACACACUGUAAGGUAUUAGUGCAAGCACAAGGAGACUCUAUUCGCUAAAAUAAUGGAUGGGACAAAGCCGGUCAUGGAGUCCAACGCGGAGGAGACCCAGGACGAGGGACAGGAGAGCAAAGGAUGCUUCGAGUGCUGCAUCAAAUGUCUGGGUGGGGUGCCCUACGCCUCGCUGGUGGCCACUAUCCUUUGCUUCUCAGGCGUGGCUCUUUUCUGCGGCUGUGGCCAUGUGGCACUGACCGGCACCCUGACCAUGCUGGAGAACCACUUCUCAAGGGUUACCAGCGACCAUGCCACCCUAACUCUGGUGAUUCAGGUGUUUCAGUACAUCAUCUACGGCAUUGCCUCCUUCUUCAUCGUCUAUGCCAUCAUCCUGUUGGCUGAGGGGUUUUACACCACUAGCGCCAUCAAGAAGGAGCUGCAGAGCGACUUUAAAACAACCGCCUGCGGACGCUGCAUCACUGCCUUUUUCAUGUUCCUGACCUACAUCUUUGCUCUGGCCUUCCUCGCCAUCUUCUGCUUCACGGCGAUACCAGUUUAUCUCUUCUUCAACAUGUGGAUUACCUGUGCUGCCAUGAGAUCUCCUGACUCUAACAUCACUUCUCCUGAGUCCAUCUGUGUGGAUAUGAGGCAGUAUGGUAUUAUUCCCUUGAACGCCACACCAGGGAAAGCUUGUGGGGCCACACUGGGAGAAAUUUGUACCACCAGCGAGUUCUACCUGUCCUAUCACCUCUAUAUCGUCGCAUUAGCCGGUGCUGGAGCCACUGUUAUCGCGCUGAUCCACUACCUGAUGAUUUUGGCGGCCAACUGGGCUUAUCUGAAGAGUGCUGCCUCCACGCACGACUACCAGGACAUCAAAACCAAGGACGACCAAGACCUGGAGGCCGAGGCGCGCUCGAAGGAUGGCCAGAACUCCUCCUCUUACUCAUAAGGACAAGCGAUCCUCUUCCGCCAUUGCCCAUCUCCUCUCCACACCUCAACCCCCAUCCCACAAAACACACAGCACCCUCCCCGUCCCUCCGAUAAAACAAACCACCUCGGUCAUGUUUGAUAGUCCCCCAACCUCCUGAUUCUCCAUCCUCUUCCCUCUGCGCAAUGCUUGUUACUCUUGUGUGCGUGCUCACACCAGAGAGGAAGAGAAUCGAGGGUCAGGAGAAGCGGCAGGCCCAGACGGAGGCCGUUGCUUCAGAACGUGAGAGCUCGCCCGCCAGGGUCGAGCUCAGGUACAGUACAUCGGUUCAGAAGCAUCUCGUCCCUCUUGUGAAUUUGGGCGACGGCUCGUGAACGUGGCCCGGCUGUGACGGCUCCGUGCCCUGAAUCAGCACGGCGUCUCGACACACAGCUCCUAACAGCCUAAUAAAAAAAUAAAUAAAAAUAAUAAUAAAAAAAAAAAAACAUUGUUCACCGUCUGCUUCAGCCACUGGGAAGCCAGGCAGCGACCAACUUCCUUUGUUUUUUGGUGUUUUAUAUGCAUAUAUAUAUAUGAAUAUGAAUAUAUUGUGCGAAUGUGUAUGAAUGUUGUUGGGUUUUUUUUUAAUACUCUGAAAAGUAUGCCAGGUACUAUUAUGAUCUUUCUUCUUCUUUAUGUUUUUGGGCUCAUAUUUUUUUCCUUCCUUUACUUUUCUUUCCAUCUUGAACUUUUUAUUGCUUAUGCUCAAUACAUUGUUGCACUAUUUAAGAAAUACUAAAUUAGGGGGGAAAAAUCCCUCAAAAAAAAAAAAACUGCCCCAACCCUCUCUCCUUCAUAGAAAUACCUUAAAGAAUCUCAAGUCACAUGGUAUCUCAAGGUUUAGUGUGCAACUGCCAAAUUAUUACAAAACCAGGGGGGGGGCGUAGCAAACUUUUAGUAAAUGGACUAGUUUGGAAAAAUAUGCUUAUAUGCUUUCAUGUCAAGGAUUGGAUAGUUAAAAGCUUUCUUUAUACAAGCUAAAGCAGGAGCUCUUGAUAUUUAAUGUACACUCACGAGAGCUCAUCUAAUUCUCUCCAAGGAUGCAAAUAACCAUGCCAAACUGUUCCUCUCGAGACCUUUGUGGUUUUUGCUACACUCAUCACCAGCAACAGCAGAAAUAAAAAAAAUAAAUAAAAAUCGACCAGGUCUUUAAAGAGACACACACCUCAGGUAUCAAGCCAAAUCUGAUUUGUGUUCCUUUCCAAAGCUUCGCCAUCUAAAGUCUUACCAGAUUACUAAACUGUCCUGUGUAAAUUACACACUAAAACCCUGCUUUAUUGGUUCCUCCUUUUGAGAAUGAAAUUCACCUGUAAAUAGUCGAAUCACCCUAAAAAAUAAACAACCUACGGCUCUCCCCGAAACAGGGAGAACACAAUCAGUGUUUUGCCAUGCUCUACGAUUAUUUUUAUCCACAAAUAUAUGUAAAUGUACCCUUUGAGAUAUGUGUUUAGCACUCAAAUACUAGUUCUGCAUUUGAUAUAAUAAUUGUAAUGUAACAUCUUAAAUGAUAUGUCGUGAGAAAGAUUCAGUGCAGUCAUGAUAUGAUGGAUUGAGGUGAUUGUGACGUAUACAUUUUAAAAUGUGAAGAAAAAAAAACAUACAGGAAUUUAUUUUUUAUUUUUUUCUUCUUUUUUCGGCAGCUGGGUUAUUGUGAUUUAAAAAUAAUUAUUUUAUGGAACAUGUUUGUGCUUAUGUUUCGACAGCCAGCCAAAUGAGUGACUCGUCAACACGUUUUUAUUUCCUAUUUCUUUCUUUUUUUUCUUCUUCUUCUAACUCAUAUAAACCACAGAGACUGUUUUGGAUGUUUACACAAACAAGUCAGGAAUUUUCAUACAUUAAUUUUAUAACCAGAUAUUGUUUAAUAAUCAUGAGCUAUAUUCUAUAACAAUUACCACUGGUUAGUCAACUAAAAAAAAGGAAAAAAAAACACUAAAGAAGACACAUUUUUGAGCUUUGAUGAGAUGAAGCAUGUCAGUAUUGUCCAUGUGUGCAGCUGUCUAUUCUGUAUAAAAAAGGACUAUAUUGCCAUGUGUGUUUUGUUUGAUAAAUAUACGUGCUUUGCCGGCAGGUUGAUGUAAAGGCAAACUUCAAUUUCCUAUAAGACGAUGAUGCGUGUCAGGGUAUUGUUGUUUCCUCGUUAUUUGCAUGAAGGAGACAUGACUGUGUCUUUGCAGUUUUUUCAGGUGAUGUGUAGUCAUUUGUACUGACAACUAUGGUAGGCGGUGUUUGCCCCGUUCCCCCACCCACCCACCCACUCUUUUCUAAAGAAAACUCCAUUGUACUUUGAUGGCAUUGUAGUCCCUUGUAGGUGUUUCAUUAUGGUUUCAUUUUUUAAGUUGGAAAUAGUUCUAUGACUCCUAUAUAGUGAUGAUUUUUGUAACCUUCUCUAGUAAAACCGAUAUUUUUUAUUAUCGUGA